GUUCUCUGACGGCCCCAGCCAGGGAAUUUCAAUUUGAAACCUAGCGGAGGGAGGAGGCGGCUGCGCGGUGGCGCGGCGGGACGGCGGCUGGAACGGGUCGGGUCCCCGGACUAGCGAGCUCGUUAGAGGCGGCGUCCGGUAUAAGCUGUAACCAUGACUACUGAAGUUGGCUCUGCAUCUGAAGUGAAGAAGGACUCUGACCAGGUGGGAGCAGAUGGAACCAAGGAAAAAGUUAAAGAAGUAGCAGAAAAUCAACAGAAUCAGCUGUCUGAGCCCAAGGAGGAUAAAGGUUCUCAGCCAGCUCCUACAGCUGAAAGCCAAAGUAGUCCGCGCUGCCGAAAGAGAGAGAAGGAUCUGUCUGAAAGCAGGGGCAUUUCUCGAUUCAUACCCCCAUGGCUUAAGAAACAGAAGUCUUAUAACUUAGUAGUAGCCAAAGAUGGGGGAGAUAAAAAAGAGCCUACCCAAGCUGUUGUGGAAGAACAGAUCUUAAAUAAAGAAGAUUCCCUUCCUGAAGAAGAGAGUUGGGCUAAGGGUGAUGCUGAAGAGAUGGCUCAGAGGAAACACCUUGAGGUCAAGGUAGAGGUCAAGGAAGAAAAGCCUUCCUUGAGCAGUGCUGAGAUCCAGCCUGCAGAAGAAGUGAGGAAGGACAGAAAAGAGGAAAAGGUAAAGGAAAUACAGGAAGACAAAUCAGAAGAAGCAGCAGCAAAAAGGGAGACUAAGGAAGUGCAGACCAAUGAGCUGAAAGCAGAGAAGACGUCACAGAGAGCUACCAAGAAGACCAAAACCGUCCAGUGUAGAGUAAUUCUUCUCGACGGCACCGAGUACAGCUGUGACCUGGAGAAAUGUGCUAAGGGACAAGUGUUAUUUGACAAAGUAUGUGAACACCUCAAUCUUUUGGAGAAGGACUACUUUGGACUUCUGUUUCAAGAAAAUCCUGAGCAGAAAAUGACUACAUCAUGGACCGGAAGGAACUGGAUAUGGACAGAUAACAUUCAACAGAACUGGCUAGAUCCUGCAAAAGAAAUAAAGAGACAGCUGCGAAACCUUCCCUGGCUGUUCACUUUUAAUGUGAAAUUUUAUCCUCCUGAUCCUUCUCAACUGACUGAAGAUAUCACUAGAUACUUCUUGUGCCUUCAGCUGCGGCAAGACAUCGCCUCUGGCCGCCUGCCCUGCUCUUUUGUGACGCAUGCCCUCUUGGGAUCGUACACACUGCAGGCUGAGCUUGGGGACUAUGACCCAGAAGAGCAUGGCAGUAUUGAUCUGAGUGACUUCCAGUUUGCACCGACACAGACGAAGGAGCUGGAAGAGAAGGUGGCAGAACUGCAUAAAACCCACAGGGGCUUAUCUCCAGCACAAGCUGAUUCUCAGUUCUUAGAAAAUGCAAAGAGGCUUUCCAUGUAUGGUGUUGACUUGCAUCAUGCCAAGGACUCAGAAGGAGUGGAUAUCAAGUUGGGCGUGUGUGCUAAUGGCCUUCUCAUUUACAAAGACAGACUGAGAAUUAAUCGGUUUGCCUGGCCAAAAAUCCUGAAAAUUUCCUAUAAGCGCAGCAAUUUCUACAUUAAAGUUAGACCAGCAGAGCUGGAACAGUUUGAGAGCACCAUUGGAUUCAAACUGCCAAACCAUCGGGCAGCUAAAAGGCUAUGGAAAGUAUGCGUGGAACAUCACACUUUCUACAGGCUUGUAUCUCCAGAGCAGCCACCAAAGGCCAAGUUCCUGACCUUGGGGUCCAAAUUCCGCUAUAGUGGCCGCACCCAGGCACAGACACGCCAGGCAAGCACUCUCAUCGACAGGCCAGCACCACACUUUGAACGUGCUUCUAGUAAACGGGUCUCCAGGAGCCUAGAUGGAGCUCCGAUUGGUGUUGUGGACCAGAGUCUUAUGAAGGAUUUUCCUGGCCUCCCUGGAGAAGUUUCAGUAUAUGGCCCUGGAGUUGUCAACAUACAAGAUGGCGACAGCCGGAGGGAUGUCAGAAGCCCAACUAAAGCUGCUCAUUUGCAGUUAGCUGAGGGAAAGAAAAAUACCUUGAGAGUAGAAGGGGAUAAUAUUUAUGUCAGACAUAGCAAUUUAAUGUUGGAGGACCUGGAUAAGGCCCAGGAAGACAUACUGAAACAUCAGGCUAGCAUUAGUGAACUCAAGCGCAAUUUUAUGGAAUCCACACCUGAGCCGCGCCCUAAUGAAUGGGAAAAACGACGUAUCACACCUCUGUCCCUGCAGAUGCAAGGGAAAAAAGGAGAACAUCUUUUCAAGGAUAUUUUAUCCAUGAAGGAGAAGUACCUGAUGACAGCAACACGGACAGUUGAAGAGAAAGCUCAGGAGGCGGACAAGAGUUCACAUGAGACUCUGAAUGUAGUGGAGAAGAAGCAGGCAGAGGUUGGGAAAGACGAAAGAGUAAUCACAGAAGAAGUGAAUGGUAAAGAGCUGUCACCUGGGAGUGGUCCUGGGGAGAUUCGUAAGGUGGAGCCUGUGACACAAAAAGACUCCACCUCCCUGUCUUCUGAGAACAGCAGCAGCAGUGAGAGUGAGGAGGAAGAUGUGGGAGAGUACCAACCCCAGCACCGUGUGACUGAGGGCACCAUAAGGGAAGAGCAGGAGGAGUAUGAUGAAGAGACGGAGGAAGAGCCCGGCCAAGCAGCCAAGGUAGUAGAGAGGGAGGCAGCAGUGCCUGAAGCCAGCUCAGACAGACAAGCAGGGGCCAGUGUAAUCACAGUAGAGACAGAGGCCCAGGAAAAUGUAGUUGCCCCAAAGAUACCUGAAGAGAAGAGUGCACAUGAAGGCACUGUUAAGCAAGACAUGAAAGAAGAAACAGAGGAAGAACAACAUAAAGUUAACGGAGAGGUGUCCCAUGUUGACAUUGAUGUUUUGCCAGAAAUUAUUUGUUGUUCAGAGCCACCAGUGGUAAAAACAGAGAUGGUAACAAUUUCUGAUGCCUCACAAAGGACAGAAAUCUCCACCAAGGAAGUCCCCAUUGUUCAAACUGAGACCAAAACCAUCACAUAUGAGUCUCCACAGAUUGAUGGCGGGGCUGGUGGUGAUUCGGGCACGUUACUGACAGCACAGACCAUCACAUCUGAGUCCGUGUCAACAACGACAACCACACACAUCACCAAGACCGUGAAAGGUGGAAUAUCUGAAACGAGAAUUGAGAAACGCAUCGUGAUCACAGGAGAUGCAGAUAUUGAUCAUGACCAGGCGCUGGCUCAGGCAAUCAGGGAAGCCAGAGAGCAGCACCCUGAUAUGUCGGUCACAAGGGUGGUAGUGCACAAAGAAACAGAGCUGGCGGAAGAAGGAGAGGAGUAAGAAAGUUCAUUUUUUAAAACAACGUCCAACUUCAUGAAUCUGAAGAAUUUUGAGCAUUCCAAGUCUUAACGUCACACCACUACUCCAGCAAAUUUGUGCUACAACUGGUAACAAUGACCAGAAGCCUGAAGAAUUAAAAUGCCAACAUCAAACCUUACCUUAACAGCUCUGGUCUAUUACUGUUCCUGUGCAUUGUUUAAUAUAUUAUUUGUUUUAUAACCACUUCUAAAUAUUCUUGUCUCUCCAUCCCCCCCUCCAUCUUUGUUAAGAGGUUUUGGUUUUGUUUCCUUUCCUACCCACUUUUUGUGACUCAUUUGCUCAAAUGACAGUGAACAAAGCCAGCCCCAGCUGGUAAGGUGCUGUUCACUUGAACAGGUGCUGUUAUAUGGAAAGGAAACUCUAUGACUAAUUUAGAUAGUGAUUUUCAUUCUUCAUGCUUCUUUCUAUUGAGUUCUUACAGCCAAUAUUUACAGUUUUCAGAUUGCAGUAAAUACACUGCAUGAGAAAAUAUUAAUACCCAUUAAAAGCAUUUCUUACAUCUUGAAAAUUUUCUAAUGUUUGAGAAUUUCACUGGGGAUGUUUUUAUAUUAAACCCUUUUGACUUUCCAGUCCUGUGACUUUUUACUUUUAGUAGAGAGUCAGAGAAUCUCCAGACUGGAGAAUUACGAAGUUUUGUGACCAUGCACUGUGUUGAGAGACCUGUCACACCACAGUGCCAUUACUUUUCAGAAACAUGCUCUUCGUCAGCAUUCCAGAACAGGAGGGAGGAAAACAAGAACACUUGUUUUCUCUCUUCUUCUAAAAAAUCAGGCAGCUUAAAAUCUUAGUGCUUUCUUUCUUAAUGGUUCCAAAUUUCAAUACUUUGCAUUAUUUGAACAUUUGGGUAGAAUACUUGCUUUGUAUUAAAACUUUUUGUCUACAUGUGAAACUGACCUUUUGUUAUUGAGCAGGCAUAUCUCUUUAAGAUAGCUUGAUGAUUUGCAGGUUUGAAGAUGCUGGGAAGGAGAGGGUAGGGGGAAAUGGUGGGGUUUUUGUUGAUUAUAAGAAGGCUAUGCCAUUUAAAGCUGACACCAGAGCCCUGGUAGGGACUUAUUAACUGUAUUGAACAUUUCUCCUUUGCUUUUGACCCUAUGUAUAGUUAUGAUGCCAGAUUAGAUUUUAUAGCAGCUUCAAGUUGUAUUAAAUGAUAUUUUGCUUUAUGUAAUACUGUUAUAAAAUAAAGUUUGUUUAUUCUCUAAA
Nannospalax galili (Upper Galilee mountains blind mole rat) is the source of this 4536-nucleotide messenger RNA. It is a transcript of the gene Epb41l2, whose product is annotated as erythrocyte membrane protein band 4.1 like 2. The record is from RefSeq and is a predicted model, not a curated record. Gene Ontology annotation, cellular component: cytoskeleton; plasma membrane. NCBI's taxonomy places the organism in Eukaryota, Metazoa, Chordata, Mammalia, Rodentia, Spalacidae. Gene Ontology annotation, molecular function: structural molecule activity; actin binding. The coding region runs from base 154 to 3297 and encodes 1047 amino acids. Gene Ontology annotation, biological process: cortical actin cytoskeleton organization. The transcript is spliced from 22 exons.